AUGGUGCCCGCGCCCCGUCGAGCAUCUCCCGGUGCGGACGACCGCCAGCCUUCAGACCCCUCGGCCAUCGCAGCCUCCAAGCACUCCAAGCCGUCCACUUCGAGGUCCAGAGCUCCAUGGCCCUUGGACACAUUUUGGUCCAGCGCAGCGCGCAAACACUCGUCCGCAAAGUCUCGCUCGCCCGCAUCGCCAGAGCCGCCUCCGCUCGGCGCCACGCUCGGCAGCUCCUACGAAAGUUGCCCAGACCAACCCUUCGACUUCAACGAUCUGCCCCUCACGCCACCCGAUUCCGGCGGCUCAGCCUUCGAGCUCCAUCCUGCCACCGCCGCUCGACAGCAGCCUCCUCCGCUCGUCGCCGCCGCGACACUCGAACAGGAUUUCAAGCCGCAACAGAAACCACACAGCAAGAACGACAUCUUCAACGCCCCCAUCUCUUGGCUCACGCCUCCAUCACGCAUCAACCCCGCUCCACCCUCGCAACCUCACACCGCCGCUCCUCCGCCAUCCAAGAACUCGUCCUUCUUCUCCUCCUUCGGCUCCGCAUCCUCGCCACAGCCGCCCUUGCAGCCCCCGCCGCCACCGGCACGCCUGCACAACGCUCCGGCUCGUUCCUCAUCGUCGACACAUGCCGCCGUCACAUCCACUCGUCAGCUCGAUUCCAAGCCUGCGCCGUUUGCUCCCGCACCGACAAUACCAAGCCCCUCCGCAGCCAAGCAGCAGGCCACGGGUCGCAAACUCGGCCACUCGCGCAACUCGUCCCUCGGCCGAGCCAGCUCAGAGGAGUGCCUUCAGGAGGAAGCCAGAAUACGCGCCGCCAAGCAUGUCGACUUUCGCCUCUGCCCCACAAACGAGUUCCUCCUCGGCGAGGGCCGCCACUGCUCCGUCUAUCUGGGCAGCUACCGUCCAACGCAUGAUCCCCUUCCAGCAGCAUCCAGCUCCGACUCAGCAUACCAAGCCAGCAUGUGGCGCCUCUGCGCAAUCAAACGUCUUCACGCCGACCGUCAGAGCCAGUUGCUGGGCCUCGACGAAGCCUUUGCCCUUCGUCGCCUCGGCAUGCAUCCCAACAUCAUCCAGCUCAUCGACAUUCGUGACGAGGUGGAAUUUGCCACGGCACCCGAUCCAUCCGCCAACCCGCAUGCUUCCCGCCCCGACGUCCCCUCCGCAGGGCUAGGGCUCGGGCUCGGUCUUCCCCGCAUCGAAGGCAGAGGCGCACUGUCCACGCCGCUUGGACAUGCAAGCCACGCGAGAUCGACCAGCGAUAUGACGGGCAAGGACGAGCUCAUCUUCGAGACAAAGUCGCACAAACGCGCCCUCGCCGAAGAAAUCGAGCGUCGAGUGGCUCGCGAUUCCUUGCCUGAUUCGCACCCCGCCGAACGCACCAGAGUCGUGACUACAGAGUACAGAGCAAGUGAUCUGAGAGCCAACCCAACCUUCUUGGUGCAUGUACCCGACAGCGAUGCGCAAGAGAUCGGCGCAAACGCCAACGAGGCCGACCAGCGCAUUCACACCGCGCCUGUUCGCAGAUCGGCCAGCACCGCACUUGACCCUCCUCGCCUCCUCAUCCUGCUCGAGCUCCUGCCUCACAACCUCGCCCUUUACGCCAGGAAGCACGCUGACCGCAUCGAUCUGCAGCAGUGGCUCGACUGGGCCCAUCAGAUGGUCGAAGCCGUCGCCUUCCUUCACGACAAGGGCUGCGUGCAUGCCGACAUCAAAAAGGAGAACAUGCUGCUCACAGACGGCCUCGACAUCAAGCUCUGCGACUUCAAUUCCGCCGUCUUCCCCAACCCUAACGAUCCGCCUCGCGAUGGCCUCGGCCUCGGCACGCCCGCCUACUGUGCUCCUGAGCUGAGCCGCGCCACGGGCGGCCCGAGUGCUACGAGCUUCUCCUAUCCCAUCGACAUCUUCUCGCUCGGCGCCGUGCUCUACUCGCUCGCCACCGGCGCGGAGCCCUUCAGCAAGGCACGCAGCGUGGUCGAGAUGCUCCAUCGCAAGCGCCUCUUCUUUGAGAGCGAGGAGAACGACCGCGCCUCGCGCCUCGCUGUCGAAGCAGGCAGUAACCCCAACAGCCAACCCGCCAGUCGCAGCGGCAGUCUGCGCGGUCGGCACCCAAAGUCGUCGUCGGCCUCGAUCAACGAGACGCCCGCCGGCGCCGCUUCUCCCGCACAGCUGGCCUCCUCGCUCCAUCGCAUCCUGCAGCUGGGCUCGCCCGCACCGCGCCCGCCGCGCCGCGAAGCGAGCAGCGACAGCCUCGAGAGCGUGGCGUCGAGCAUCACCACCAUCGCAGGGCGCCAUCCAAGCUCCCUCGCCGUCUCGCGGCUGCUCGAGCCCACCGACGAACCACGCGGGCUGCUCGUCGAUCGCAGUGGGCCGAUGCGCAAGAACUCGCUGCUGUUCGCCAAGGCCGACGUCCGAAGGGCCGCAUCCACAGGCGGGCGCAAUGCGACGGCGGCGGGCAGUGCCGCCCUGCAGAGGCUGCGCAUCUCGCGCGACGAGGGAGUUUCUGCGCUCGCCUCGCCCAUCACCGCAGCUGGCGAUGACCAUGCCCCAGACGCGACGGACCAACCCGCGGUCAGGAAAGGAGCGCCGGGUGUGGCGCGCGUGACGAUGCUCGAGGCAACUUCGCGUCCCGACUGGCUACGACGCCGCUCUUCGUAUGGCGACGAGGUGCGAGCUCAGAGCGCACACCACAGCCCGUCGGACGCUGUAGCCAUUGCGCAGGUAUCAGGGUCGGAACUGGUCGCAGAGCGCGCCGACGAACUAGCCACCACCCCGACCAAGCCCAGCCGACUGCGCACUAUGUUCUCGCCCAUGUCCACUGCAUUUCCGCACCUCGGCGAACAUGACCAGCUCGUUGUGGAGAACAGUGCACACGAGACAGCCACGCAUCUGGCACCCGAUGACGACACGUCGGCGUGGGAACAGCACUCUCCGGACCUGCGCCCGUAUGCCGACGGCCAUCCCGCCAUCAUCCUCCCCGCCGGUGGACGAUUGCCAGACUGGGCCAGAGACCUCCUGCGCGACAUGCUCCACGCCGAUCCCGCCGCCAGACCCACCGCCCACCAAGUGCGCAGCCGUCUGCGCUCGGCCGCCCUCUCCUACAUUUGA
Molecule: messenger RNA, 3105 nt
Organism: Moesziomyces aphidis
Lineage: Eukaryota; Fungi; Basidiomycota; Ustilaginomycetes; Ustilaginales; Ustilaginaceae
Source: the annotation of a GenBank genome assembly